This is a messenger RNA of Paramormyrops kingsleyae, 3062 nucleotides long. It is a transcript of the gene nfxl1, whose product is annotated as nuclear transcription factor, X-box binding-like 1. Gene Ontology annotation, biological process: regulation of DNA-templated transcription. Gene Ontology annotation, cellular component: nucleus. The record is from RefSeq and is a predicted model, not a curated record. NCBI's taxonomy places the organism in Eukaryota, Metazoa, Chordata, Actinopteri, Osteoglossiformes, Mormyridae. Gene Ontology annotation, molecular function: DNA-binding transcription factor activity, RNA polymerase II-specific; zinc ion binding; RNA polymerase II transcription regulatory region sequence-specific DNA binding.
CAUGUUUCCCGGCGUGCAUUGCGCCAGGAAGACCCAGCGUGCACUUCGGUUUGUUGUGCGCGUGUCAGCGGCGUCUUCCCGGCUUGGGGAGGAGUGACACCAAUGGAGCCUGCUUGGCGACAGCAGGGGAGGGGGAGAGGCAGGGGCCAAGGGAGGGGCCCGACCCUGCCUGAUCCCGCUCUCAGCCAGCAAAGGGGCAGCUUGCACUCCAGUGCCAAGCUGGAUGGAACAAAAAGAAGCAAAACAGGCGUACCAGGUACAGCAUCUGGACCACUCCCUAGCAAAGAGCUGUCUUCUCAGUCCAAGUUUGAGGAAAUACAAAGGUCAAAUCAGGCAGCAGCGCAGAGGUUUACAGAGAGCCACUACAGCUCAUCAUCGGAUGAUGAAGAUGAUGGUGACGUAGAGCUGAAUGGCAAACGUGGGAAGAUUUUGGAUUCGACAUUCACAUCAUAUACAGAUCAGACAGGUGGAGAUGCCAAAGAUCUGGAACGUACUAGGCGAUAUCUGAACGAUGCUUUUCAGUCUGGUGCCAUCACCUGCCUCAUCUGUAUUGCGUCCGUGAAAAGAAAUCAGGCGGUAUGGAGCUGUUGGGGUUGCUAUUGUCUGUUCCAUCUGCCCUGCAUUCAGAAGUGGGCCAAGGACAGCAUUUUCCUUGUGUCCUCUGUGACGGAUGAGGACUUUGGGAAGAAGGAGCACCCCUGGCCGUGCCCAAAGUGCCGUCGUGAAUACCAGCACCAGGAGACGCCCCACAGGUAUCACUGCUACUGCGGGAAGGUGCAGGAUCCCCAGCUGGACCCCUGGCUGCUCCCUCACUCCUGCGGUCAGGUGUGUGACAGAGAGUUCAGGCCAGCUUGUGGACAUCGCUGUUUGCUGCUCUGUCACCCAGGUCCUUGCCCCCCCUGCCCAAAGAUGGUGCAGGUGACGUGUUUUUGCAAGAAGGCCAAGCCCGUGGCCAGACGCUGCAGCUCCAAGGCCUGGUCCUGCCUGCAGCCCUGCGGCCGUCUGCUGCGCUGCGGCCAGCACCCCUGUGAGAGCUUGUGCCACGCAGGUGACUGUGAGCCAUGCCCUCGGGUGAGCCAACAGGCCUGUGUUUGUGGCAGAGAGCUCUCCCAGAGGCUCUGUGCCAGUCCGCUCUGGCACUGUCAACAGGUGUGUGGGAGGCCUCUACCCUGUGGGAAUCACACGUGUGAGCGGGUGUGUCACUCUGGAUCCUGUGGCCAGUGUCCUCGCUCGGGAAACAGGCUCUGCCCUUGUGGGAAAUCCAAGUUCUCGCUGCCCUGCACCAAGGACGUGCCCACGUGUGGAGACACCUGCGGCAAGCCUCUGGACUGCGGCCUGCACUGCUGCUCCAUGCGCUGCCACCGGGGGCACUGUGAGACAUGUCGGCAGGAGGUGGAGAAGCAGUGCCGCUGUGGGAAGUAUUCACGAAGCAUGCCCUGCCACAAGGUCUUCCUCUGCGAGUCCAAGUGCCCGCGAACCCGCAGCUGCCAGCGGCACCAGUGCCGGCGGAAGUGCUGCCCGGGAAACUGCCCACCAUGUGACCAGCACUGCAAUCGUACGCUGGGCUGCAGGAAUCAUAAGUGUGCUUCAGUGUGCCACCAGGGCAGCUGCUACCCGUGCCCGGAGACUGUGCCAGUGGCCUGUGCCUGCAGCUCCACGGUGCUCACGGUGCCCUGCGGCCGGGAGAGGAACACCAGGCCGCCCAAGUGCCAGGAACUUUGCAGGAUUGCACCCACGUGCCACCAUGCCAGCCGUGAGAAGCAUCGCUGUCAUUUUGGUGCCUGCCCGCCCUGCCGGCAGGUCUGCCAGCGUGUCCUGGGCCAGUGUGGGCAUGACUGUCCUGCCCCGUGCCAUGAUGAAGUUCUGGUUAGGAACACUGACCGGGUCCAGCUGGCCGGUCCGUGGGAGCAGCAGUCUGGACCAGCCUAUGUGAGCCGUGCGCUGCCUUGCCCUCCAUGCCAGGUUCCCAUCCCCACGGCCUGCCUGGGGGAUCAUGAGGUGAGCCCGGUCCCUUGCCACCGCCAGGGACCUUUUUCCUGUGGGAGGCCUUGCGGACGCCUCCUGGCCUGCGGGAACCACUCCUGCGUGCGAGAAUGCCAUGCAGUAUCCCCUGCAUCCAGGGAAGACGACAAGCGGCAGGCUGGCAGAGAGUGCCUACGGUGUGAAGAGCCCUGCAGCCGGCCCCGGCCCCCAGGCUGCCCACACCCCUGUGCCCUGCCCUGCCACCCCGGCCCCUGCCCUGCCUGCACAAAGAUGGUCCGUCUGAAGUGCCACUGCAAGAUCAUGUCGCUGUUUGUGGAGUGCCUAGAACUUGUGUCAGCAGAUGAAGACACCAAAAAGUCACUGGGCUGCUGUAAGAAUCAGUGUCCCAAGGAGCUACGGUGUGGCCAUCGCUGCCAGGAUGUCUGCCAUGCAGGGAGGUGCCGGGAGACAUGCAGCCAGAAAGUCAAGGUUAAAUGUCCCUGCAAGCGCAUCAGAAAGGAAUUCCCCUGUCCUAAGGUGUGCGACGGACAAGCUGCAGUAGGAUGUGAUGAAUUAUGCAAAACCCUGCAGAAGAAAGCCUCAGAGUUGAAGGAAGCUAAGGAGAAAGCAGCGAUCGAGGAAGAGAGGAAGCAACAACAGGCUGAGCUGGAGGCCUUUGAAAAACGGCUGAAGGGACGACGUAAGAGAAACAGGAGGAACACAGAUGUGGAAACUGAAGAGGCUGUUUGGCACAAGUAUAAGAAGUACAUGAUGGUACCAGUUUGUGGGGUUUUGCUGGCUUUGGCUGCUUUCUAUAUACUUCAGAUUGAUUAAAGCUGUGUGCUGAAGCACAUUCACUACGACGCCGUCCUCAAAAGGCUUAGAAAAGGUAGCAGCCAGUGAGAAUGAACAGAUUAUUCCCAAUCAGUUCCUGGUGUGUCAUUAUGAAGCCCAGCAUUUUGGUGAAUGAAAUUGAGGGGUGUCUGUCUGUCUCUGUCUGUCUCUGUCUGUCUCUGUCUGUCUGUCUGUGUCUGUCUGUCUGUCUGUCUGUCUGUCUGUGUGUGUCUGUCUCUGUCUGUCUGUCUGUGUCUGUCUGUCUG